Messenger RNA from Ctenopharyngodon idella (grass carp), 6103 nucleotides. RefSeq lists its product as uncharacterized. The record is from RefSeq and is a predicted model, not a curated record. Lineage: Eukaryota; Metazoa; Chordata; Actinopteri; Cypriniformes; Xenocyprididae. The transcript is spliced from 3 exons. Gene Ontology annotation, molecular function: GTP binding. Bases 1128 to 2876 code for a protein of 582 amino acids.
UAUAUAAAAUAUCCCAGAAAUCAAGAGAGCGAGAGAGAAAGCCUGUUUCCACCUGGUAUUAAGAUGCUUUUCCGGUGAACCGAUCACAAGUGGUCAGACAGGAUGCAUUACCAUUACACUUGGUAUUAUCACACGUUUCAAAUAUGUGUUCUGUGACCACUUUGGAUUUUGUAAAGACUCUCGCCUCUUUUUUUGUCGCACUUAACUACAUCACUUUCACUUUCGGCGCACGAAUGCAUGAACCUGUGUUAGGUGGCUUACGCGAAUAGAUAUAAUAGUAGCUUAUAAUAUCAUUUUUUUAUAUUAUUUGGGGGUGGGUUGUGCCAUCUCCCGGAAAAUUGAAUUUUUGAAGGGUGGGAUGUCUGAAUUGCUAUUGUGCUUCUGCUAGAGUGUGUUGAUGCUGCUAGCAACUGUUGAUUUGCCUGUUGUGUACAGUGUGAAUUUUGGUUGACAAGUUGAUCGAUUGCUGUCAAUCUCAUUUCUCUUUGUAUAUUUUGUAAACAAUUGUAAAUAUCUUUUUAGUGAGAUUAUGGGAUGGGCUUUAUUGGUAGGUUAAGCUUUAUGUUGUAUGUUUUUAUUUUUUCAUUGUUAUUUUGCCAGUGUUGCAAUCACAAAUUCAUAUUAAGAAGAUUUUAUAUUGGUAGAUAUAUUUCCACUGUGGUGUGAGAUGAUAAUGAUACUUCACAAAUAACGCUUUUUUUUUUUUUUUUUUUUUGUAAAUACAGAAAACAAGUAUCUCUAAAUCAAUAUUUAUAGUGAUAUAUUUGGUCUUAAAUUAAGUGUCAGUUGAUGUUUUUCCUAAUUUCUCUACUUAACUUCUCCAAUAAAACUACACAGUCUUUGUUGGGAAAGUAAAAAGAUUCAUUGCCUUUCUACCACUGUGUGUAUCACACAUAAAACUUUGCACUUUGAACUUAAUUUAUUGUUACCCCACCCUCAAUUUUAUGAUGUUCAGCAGGUGCAGUUGUACUUUAGAAUAAUGAAUUCUACUGCAAAGAUCUUUUUUUUCUCUCCAUAAAGAAGAAUUGCAUUCCUGGAAAAUAACUAUCAAACAAAAGAACGUGACGUUGAUGUUGUCCACUUGAAUUCUAAAGAAUGUGUUUUCCUUCUGUCAGCUGAAAUCAACAAUGACAUCAGCCAAUCCUCCCGAACGGCGCAGCAGCAAGAAUGAACCUCCUUUAAUGGCAUCACAUCAUGAUGCCAUCUUAAUGAAUCCAGGUCCUCCAGCGCUUUACCGUCUGAACACUGAAAGAAAAUAUAUUAAUGGAAAUGAUAGAAAGUUGAGACAGUGGACAUAUGGACGAAGAGACGGAAAGAAGCAGAACAAAGUCAUACUGAUGGUGGGAGAAACUGGUGCUGGAGAAACCACCAUCAUCAACACCAUGAUCAACUACUUACUGGGAGUGAAGUUUGAGGAUCAAGAGUUUUAUCAAAUCACAGAAGAAACUGAAGAAGAAAAAGAACAACAAGAACAAGAACAUGAAGGUCAAUCACAAUCCCAGACAUCUGAGAUCACUAUUUAUGAGGUGGUUGUUGAAGAGAAACCAACAUCUCUGACCAUCAUUGACACUCCUGGAUAUGCAAACACUGAAGGAUACGAGAAAGACAGAGAGAUUUCUGAUUAUCUGUGCAGAUUAUUUUCAAAUGAGGAUGGGAUUCAUUAUAUUGAUGCAGUGUGUUUUGUGAUGAAGGCGGCUCAGAAUCGUUUCUCUGCAAAAGAGCAUUAUAUAUUUCACUCAGUUCUGUCUCUGUUUGGUAGAGAUAUAGAAAACAACAUAGUGUUUCUACUCACACAUUCAGAUGGAGGUCGUCCAACAGAUGCUCUCAAUGCAAUUAACACCGUAGAAAUACCCUUCAGAAGAGAUAAAGACAAUGAACCCGUCCACUUCUUAUUCAACAACAGACAGAAAGAGGAAAGAGAUGAACAGUAUGAGCACCUCGACAGAUCAUCAUGGGAAAUGGGAGAGAGAAGCAUGAAUGAGUUCUUCACACUCCUGGAAGAAAUGAACAGAAAAAGUAUUCAGAUGACAUUAGAUGUUCUGAAUGAGCAAAGGCGACUUGGGGCCUGUGUCUCUAAUCUCAAGCAGCGAAUCUCUGAGAAGGAGUUAAAAAAUGAACACCUGAAUAAGAUUCAGGAAGCCAUCAGACAGAACAAAGAUAAAAUUGAGAAAUGUGAAAACUCAGAGUUCACAGUCAAGAGAAGGUUCAAAGAAAAAGUCCUCAUUGAAAAUACAUCACGUUGGAGCACAGACGCAACCUGCUGCUCUGUCUGUGAGGAAAACUGUCAUGAAUGGGGCUGCUGGUUGGAGAAAGAUGCUUCAUGUUGUUCAGUCAUGGAAAACAAACACUGCACUAUGUGUACAGGAAAGUGUCAUUACAGCAAGCAUGUCAAAGAGAACAAAAAAUAUGUGAUAAAGACAAAGGAAGUUAAAAUGACAUUUCAUGAUCUCAAACAGGAGUAUGAACGCACUGGUGAAAAGACUGAAACCACCUUUGACAAAGAGAAAUAUGAAAAUACUAAAAAGAAACAUGAAAGCAACAUGCAAGAGUAUGAGAAUAAAACAAAAAUAGAAAAAAAAUUGAUCAGUGAACUGGAGAAGAUUGAGAAUGAAAAGUCCAAACUGCUUGCUGAAGCUUAUAUCAGCAUCAUGAUUCUGUCCAAGAUCGCAUUAAAAGCAGACAGCGCUUUCACUCUUCAACAUCUGGAUUUUUUGAUUCCCAGACUAAAAGAGGAGGGAAAAGAUGAAUGGAUUAAGAACCUGGAUGAUCUGAGGAAAGCUGGAGAAGAGCAGAGAAACAAGGGUGCUUUUUGUCAUGUGAUGGAUUUUGGCAGACAAAAAUGGAAACAAAUCGUCAGUCGUGGUAAAAAUGAAUAAAUGCAUAAAACUGGAACAUUCAAGAUGGAACAGAUUCUGCUCCAUCAUUGAAAAAAAUUCACUCAGAACAAGGGUCUCUGUUAUAAAAUUACUGAACACAUGAAAUCUCUUAUUUUAUCUUUCAAUAUGUGUAAAAAUAAAAAAGAAUAUAAUGCAACAAAGUCACAAUACCACAAUGCAAGGCCACAAUGCAAUAAGUAUAGCCCUAGAGCUGUCAAAAGUCUGCAUUUUGAUGCAUCAUGAUGAGAUUUGUAGGUCUAUUAGUAAAAUCUGUUGACUUUAGUAAUCUUUGUUGCAUUAUUUGCCAUAAUAUGCCAAUGGUGACAGUUUUGCAUACCUGUAACUCAAAAAGUAAUAAAGAUAUCAUAAUAUCCAUUUAGAUUUUGGUUCUUAAACUUUUCUCUUGGUAUGCUCAUUUUGAAGGCCCUAUAUGGUUAAAUUCCACAGAUCUCAAUGCGGCUCCAAGAAUAAAAUGAAAGGUAAAAAAUGGAACGUAACAUUUCAUUUGGGAAACUGAUUGCUUCAAACCAUUCGAGUUUAAUAUACUAGUAUUUAUAUGGUGUUAGUACUUUGAACUUAUUUAAUUUGAGUCCACUGAAAAGGAAUAAUUCUUAAUAUAAAACUGCAAACACUUAAUGUGUAAUAGUGAAAUAAAACAUUACUUUAACUGAAAUCUUUGCAGUUCAUCGUUAGCUAGCAAUAGCACACAUGUUUGUGCUAAAGUACUUAGAAAAGAGAUCAUCACUGUAUCAGCAACUACACAGGUACUGCCUUUAAAUAAAGCAACAUGCAGCAUAACAUCAGUGUUCUCUUCCGAUAUGGUUCACUCAUACUGUGUUGCUAAAUGCAUUGGGAAAACUCCCUUUUCUCCGAUUACUGAAGUCUUAUAGAAUCACGCAGUGAAACUGCAUGGGCCAAUGGUUGUGCCACGGAGAUGUAGCUGGUGUGAAAGCCCACCAGAGCCUGCUGAAAUGGGCGGGGCUAUCCAUCUAUAUAAGUGGGCAUUCUGCUGUAGGAUCUCAAAUUAAUUCUCCUUCAGCGAUGAACAUCUUCUCUUUGCUGGACUCCGAGACAGAAGAAGAAGACUGCCGAAUGGUUCCUGCCGGGGUGCCAGCAGGCCCCUAAUCAGAGUGCAGCACCGUUCUUCCCUGAGGUUCAUAACGAAAUCAUCAAGUCGAGGCAGCAUUCGCACAUCAACCUCCACCACCCUCACCACGAUUGACGGCGCUGAGGAAAAGGGUUGUGAGAAACUGCCUCUGGACGAAGCCGUGGCCUCUGCCUGCCCACAGCGAUUGGAGGAAAGGCUAAAGUCACUCACCUGUCUAAGCCCUGCAGAACCACUUCAGUUCUUACUGGUCGGGCCUAGACAUUGGCUGGCCAGGCGGGCUCCGUCCUUCACACUAUAGUGGUCCUACAGGUCUUUCAGGCCAAGCUCCUCCGUUCCAUUGACGAGUCCAGCCCCGACCUUGCAGUGUUUAGAGAGCUGCACAGUGCGACUGACUUGGCCCUGUGUGCCACUAAAACCACAGCCCAAGCUAUUGGCAGAGCUAAGGUCAGUUUAGUGGUGUUGGAACAGCACUUAUGGCUUAACCUGAUGGAGAUUAAGGAUGCAGUCAAGGCUGCUUUCCUCGACUCCCCAAUCUCUCCACUGGCCUCUUUGGUGAAUGGUUUUGCCGAGUGCUUCACCACUGCACAGACAUUGCGCCACUUCCUGCCCAAGCACUCAGUUCUGCAGCUGCUUUAAUUCACCAUAAGACCAGAGCCUGAGCUCUGAAGGGGGAACCAGAGCGCCAAGAUCCCAGGCCUAAGAUAAUGCUAGAUCCUGCUCCACAAAAGCCGUCCUGAUCCUUAAGGAAGGAAGAGGAGGGGGCUAAGUCUUGCUGCGGCCGGACCACCCCCCAAACAGCCUCAAGUUUGCUUUUCAACUCUCCGUUCAAUUCCAAUGUGUUUGUUUACAAGCAUUGGGCCCGUUCAUGUUCACACUCCCACACAACUGACUGCUGUUAUAGUGAAGAAAAUAACAUAUUCAAAAAGAGAGCAAUUUUCUUCUUCAACUUACCACAAGCGUCAGUCCCCGGUCACAACACAGCGGCCUGUUGCUUGAACCAAUUCAACCCUUAGCCAUCCAGGCCGAGGCUUGGGAAGCCAUCCCCGAAGUGUUGAGUUGGGUUUUGAACAUAAUCAAAUGAGGUUACUUGCUGCAGUUCUCUCGCAGGCCUCCCCUCUUCAGGGGUGUGGUCUCCAGAGAUCUUCUUCUGGCUCGUAUUGGCCCAGUCAGAGGCUGAACUAGACGCUCACAGAUCCUUACUCCUCAGCAUUUGAAAUGCCUGGUACUCAGGAUCAACGUUGCCAAGAGCUCACUGUCUUCUCCUCCGUAUCAGGUUGGACCAUGGCUGCGUCAUGGCCCUGGCCCUUUAGAAGGACCCUCAUCGGUUCAAAUCUGUUGUGAACCUGGGAAUGGUCUUUAGAAAGAAGGUGGUCUCGAAAGAUGCCUCCAUCAUGGGUUGGUGGGCUCUGUGCAAGGGCAGGCCGAUUUCCAGCCAAGGAAAAGCGGUCAAACAGGGAAAAGCAGCUUCACAUCAACUGCCUGGAAACGCUGGCAGUCUUUCUGGCCCGCAGAAUCUUUCUGACAGACCUGAAAGGGCACCACUUCUUAGUCCAAUCGGACAACAUGGCAGUGGUGUCCUACAUAAACCACCAAGGUGGACUCAAGUCGAGGCCUCCAUACAAGCUAGUCAGAUGCCUGGAGUAUAUUCAGGAAGGCAGAGGUCGCUCUUAUAGCCUCAGAAGACAGGGACGCGCUGGCCCACAAAUGGCCCAACCGUCCUCGAUAUGCCUUUCCCCUGGUCGCCCUGGUUUCCCUCUGCCCUGUCCGAGCCCUAAGAGUAUAUGAGCACUCUACCCAGUUCAGGCAGUCAGAGCAACUCUUCGUGUGCUUCGGAGGCCACACCAAAGGGUAUCCGGUCAGGAAGCAAAGACUAUCCCACUGGAUAGUAGAUGCAAUUGUGCUAGCCUAUGCUUCAAUGGGCCUGCAGUGCCCCAUUGGAGUAAAGGCACACUCCACCAGAGGCAUGGCCUCAUACUGGGCAUGGUCCAGCGGAGUGUCCAUUGGCAUCAUCUGCGCACCGGCCGACCAGUCCUCGUCGUCCACCUUUGCCAGAUUUUAUAACUUGGACGUCCCUGCUCUACAAUAACGGUAUUUAUUAAUAACAGUAUUUACUGUUUAA